Messenger RNA from Odontomachus brunneus, 10357 nucleotides. It is a transcript of the gene chb, whose product is annotated as CLIP-associating protein 1-A. The coding region runs from base 803 to 4600 and encodes 1265 amino acids. Gene Ontology annotation, cellular component: cytoplasmic microtubule; microtubule organizing center; mitotic spindle. Gene Ontology annotation, molecular function: microtubule binding. The record is from RefSeq and is a predicted model, not a curated record. Lineage: Eukaryota; Metazoa; Arthropoda; Insecta; Hymenoptera; Formicidae. Gene Ontology annotation, biological process: mitotic spindle assembly. The transcript is spliced from 22 exons.
GUCGGCCGAGUGUAAACGAGUCGGCGUUUAGCAACGUGAGAGACGGACGCGCUCGCCGAUGCCUCGUAUCGCACUCGAUGCGGCACGCGGCGCGUUCUUUUGUUCUUGCUUUCCUCCUUUCGGCCUCGCCACAGUGGCUCGUGUGCGGAACACACGCGACAGUGAUCGCGUCCGGAGUCUCUCGUCCAGGAAGCGCGCGGCGCGUCGCGUCUUCCGGCGUCGAGAAUCGGACACACUUCGCCUUCCCUUGUGCGCCGCAAUUGCGACGCGUCCGACUCUUGCUGUGCGAUCAUUUCGCGGUGUCGAGGUCGCAGUGUUUACCUCGCGACGUCCCGUGGAACUCGUGACGAUAAGUGCGUGCGUGUUUUGUGUCGCGCCGACGCGAUCGAUAAGUAUCACACGGCAGUGUGACGAUUACUCGUCGGUGUGGUCGGUUGGUUGAUUGUUGGUUAGUCGGUUUGUUGAUUCGCCAAAGGAGUUUUUGCAGUGCGCGAAGUGACGCGAAACAAACGAGCUGCGCGUUCAAAGCGUGUGUUAGGCGCAUAGAAGAGAGUCAGUUCGUCACGACGAGUCCGAUGGUAUAACAUUGGAAGUUUGCGCGGCUUAUGAUAGACGCUGGAACAAAGAAAAAGAAAUUUGACGAGAAGACACUGCGAGGUGGGAAAAGCCCGGCUCCAUACCCGGUUUAUUAAGAUGACGACGCUGGCGAAAUGUCAGCGUCGUCGUAGCAACGCUCUCGCGACCCGUGGAGGAAUUUAUCCUCGCCAGUAGAGAAGCACUAGUGUCGUGUAUAUCGUUCACGAUGAACGACGCCGACGUGUUAGUAUCCAGCGGGCAUCGCUGCCUGCGUCGGGGAUUAAAGAAGUAUCCCAGUAUCGAUAAGAAGUUAUGGGACGCGAGCAGCAGGUGGAUACUGCAGUGGGAUAACAUAGUCAAGCAUCCUGGCGCGAGGGCGAGAGGAUGCCACUGCGAUAUCCACAAGCCUCCGUGGUUGUAUCCGGAUCUAGUUGGAAAGGACAGCGACGAACCUGACAGAGCGAUCAAAUCGGCUCCUGUUAAGAGGUUGAACAUGCCACCCAAAAGAGGUCAAUUUGGCCCCGCGAAGACGCCAUCCUCCACGUUAGCCCAAGCCGGAGCUGUCGACGAAGAAUGCUUCAUCACUUCGUUCGAGGACGUGCCUACCGUCACGUUGUAUUCGGCAAAGGACCUCGAGGAACAAAUGAAGGUUAUCAAAGAUGCAGUGGGUGACGAUAAGAAGGACUGGAAACAGAGAAUGGACAAUAUGAGGAAGUUGAGGGCCAUUGUAAUCGCGGGUGGCACUAACUACGAAAAUUUCCACGAGUGCCUAAAGAGCAUACAGCGACCGUUCGAACAGGCCUGCACCGACCUUAGAUCCCAAGUGGCGCGAGAAGCAUGCAUAACACUAGCCUUUCUGAGUCAGAGCCUGAAGACCAAAUUCGCCAGUUUUGGCGAGGCGGUUUUGCUCACGUUAAUGAACCUCAUACAGAACAGUGCCAAGGUCGUGGCGACAGCUGGUGCGGUGGCAGUUCGGUUUAUCCUUCAAAAUACCCACUGUAGCCGAUACGUGCCUAUUAUUAUAUCGUGCGUGAGCAACAAGAGCAAAGACAUUCGCCGCGCGUCCUGGGAAUAUCUGGCUUUAAUUUUGCAGACCUGGCCUACGCAGAUAUUGCAAAAGCACGUCACGGUAUUGCCGGACGCGCUUAAGAAAGGCAUCGCCGAUUCUGACGCGGAAGCGCGAGUUUUCGCCAGGAAAUCAUACUGGGCAUUUAAAAAUCACUUUCCAGAGCAGGCUGAAAUACUACUUAAUAACCUGGAUGCGACAUACAAACGCUCCUUGAUGUCUCUCAGCAAUAGCGGCAGUAGUAACAGUUUGAAUAUCGUGGCUAAUGCGAGAUCGUCGAGCGUUAGUCCACGCACAGCCAGACCCGUGAUGAGCGCAGCAGGUAGUACGGAAAAUUUGCAUCAGACCAUGGGCCAGCCACACGGCCCGCUCAGACGUACACCGUCCUUGCCUCGGUCUUAUCGUCAGUCUGGUAUCCCGAUACUGCAAAGACCAACAGACAGUCACUAUCGAGGAACACCAGGAGUUCGAUCUACUAGUGCGAUCGAUCUGCAAGCCGCUCAAAGGGCGAAGGCUAGAUUAAUGUACGCUAAUAUGAGCAGGCAGAAAGCAGCUGCGGCAAUUCCGCGUCCCAGUAAAUCACCGGAUCCCAACGCGGUUGCCAGCCCGGAAAGAGUCGCGAGGACCAGGACAAGAGUCUCGGGAGUUUCGCAGUCUCAGCCUAGCAGUAGGUCGGGCUCCCCGUCGUCUAGGCUAAGUUACGCCACGUACAAUCGCGAAGGUGAAUCACUGAUCGGCAGACCGAGGCGAUUAUCUGGACACGCUAUCAGCAGCACCAGUAACAGUCGCGAGCCCAGUCCGCAGAGAUUUGGAAUGGACAGAAGUUUCGCGAGUAAACUGAGAGGGCGAAAUCUGCACAUGUCGCCGACGGACAGCAGCAGGCCGCCAGUUAUGGCGCAGAAGAUGCUGCAGAAGUCGCGCGAGGCCGAGUCCGCUCUGGCGGACGCUCUGACAUUCGACAGCAUGGACAACUACACCAGAAUACCUGGAACUAAAGGGGAUCACAGCGACGACAGCGAGAACAGCAGCAUAUGCUCGGAACGGAGCAUAGACGGUUUCAGACGAGCUAGUGAUGACAUCAAAGAAAUUAUUGAGAACUGUGCUCACAAGCAUUGGGGAGACAGGAAGGAGGGUUUAGUAGGCUUGCAGCAUUUUCUGAACACUGGCAAUACACUGACUACUACAGAAUUACGUAGAGUAACGGACAUUUUUACGAAAAUGUUUAUGGAUUCCCACACGAAAGUGUUCAGUCUGUUUUUGGACACGCUAAACGAAUUAUUGGUUACUCACAACGAGGAUCUCGGCGACUGGCUUUAUGUUCUGUGCGCGAGGCUUCUCAAUAAGUUGGGUACCGAUUUACUGGGAUCUAUACAAGCAAAGAUUCACAAAACGCUUGACGUUGUGAGAGACUGUUUCCCGGGCCAACAGCUUCUACCAGCUGUGAUGAGGUAUCUGACAGAUCCAACACAAACACCAAAUUCUCGCGUGAAAGUAGCAGCAUUGACUUUUAUCACGCAGAUCGCUGAGACGGCAGAGCCGUCCGCUCUGGGCAGUUCUGCAGCAACAGCGCUAGCACGGCUGCUCGACUGGUCGAAUGACACUAAAAGCCAAGACGUUAGGAGGCACGCGCAGAACGCUGUGAUAUCGCUUUACAAUCUGAAUACGCCUCAAGUUACUAUGAUACUCUCCGAAUUACCGAAAUACUAUCAAGAAACGGCAUGGCCUCUGGUGCAGAAUCACCUGAGGAAAUCGUCCGCUUCGAGUAAUCCGGCGUCACCCGGCACACCGCCGCCCAGAGCGCAGAGUUCGCCGGCACGAACGAAGGCGAAGAAUGAUAAUAAAACGGACGGAAAGACUGAAAUCGAUGGGGGCGACGAGAAUUUGGAGGAAGUAUACAAAUCAUUACGACGUACAACCGCAGAAAUCCAAAAUUAUGGCUUCGAACGGCUGGAGAGAGCCACCACUAGCAAAGACAGCGGGAUCAGUAACAUGGCAGACGUGGAGGAGCGAAUAGAAGGUCUGACGUUGUCUAAUUCGGGCCGAUCAUCGUCCGUCUCCUCACCGACCCAGCGGGGACGAUCUGUUAGUAACAUAACGGUGAACGGGUCCAGCGAUACGAUAGCCGGCGAUUUGAUUCUACCUCAAGAAAAUAAUGGUUAUAAAACGCAUGGAUCAUCGCCCGACUUAAUAAACAGACCAGAAAUCGUAGAUAAUAUGAUCAAGACGUUGCAAUCUAAGAUGACGCAAACCACAGAAAAAGCCACGGUCUUACAAGAAUUCCAAUCGUAUGUCCGCGAAGGCGACGCGUCGCAUAUUAAACGAAACUUCAAGAAAGUGCUCAAAACUUUAUUAGAUAGUCUAUCUAAUGACAGUAAGGCGAUACAAGUAGAGGUGCUUCAGACGCUAAUCGACAUGCUUAAAUGCUCUGAAUUGGUAGAGAGCUUCUCCUUUUAUCCCGAAUUGUUGAUACUGAAAGUUAUUUAUGCCUACAAAUCCGACGAUCAAAAGGUCGAUUCUUCCAGUGGUAGCGGCGGCAGAUCUCCAGUACAUUGGAACGCGGAAAAGUGCGCGGCGACGAUAGCUAUGGUCCUCAAGCCAGAACAAAUUAUUCAUUUGGUCUCAACUAUAAUCGCCACGGAGCCAUAUCCAUUGAAUAUGGGCGCAAUAAAGAUGUUGCAUAAAGUAGUGGAGCACUGGGGUCGCGAAGCGAUAGAACCUCAUCUUGCCAAGGUUAUGCCGGGUCUUAUCAAAGCUUACGACGAUGCCGAGAGUGCUGUCCGGAAAAGCGCGGUGUUCUGCAUGGUGGCGAUUCACGUGGCGGUCGGCGAGGAAGUGCUGAAACCACACCUGAGCUGCCUGUACUCUAGCAAGCUGAAAUUGCUAAACAUCUACAUACAGCGCGCUCAGCAACAGGCGAACAGUCAGCCGGCGAGUCCGCGCAGCAACAACAAGAAUUAACUAACAUCCAACUCCACGACUCUUCGGGUCGCGAUACUUAAGAGAUUCGCCCGUCUGGGCGCGCGGCAUGAACGAAUGCUUGUCAGCUUCCUCAGUAAGUCCAAUCCGUGAUUGUCGACGAUGAAGAAGAAGACGAUGAAGUUGAUGAGGUUUUAACAGUAUAACCGAAGGUUUUGAUACGAUAGAGACUGAUUUUGUGCACGUUACUUUUCCGUGGCGGCGUGCGUACGUGCAUGCGAACGAACGUUCACGAGACGACAGUGAUGUUGUACGGAACCGGCGGCAAACGUGUUACGGUAGCAGUCCGUUCAAAUGUGUUGCGCGUUCAAGUUAUCAUUUUCUCGAAGGAGCAGGGACAACACAACUCACUAUGCUGAAUUGAUUAUCGCGAACAGAUUAGUCUCGAUGAUCGACGAGUAUCAUGCAAAGAGGUGACUUCAGUCGGCAAAUGUGUCUGCGAAUAUUGUUCUGUGAUACGCUCACGAAGCUCACUCUAUGGAAGCAGUCAUCAUCAUUAAUAAUAUUAUUAUGUUUAUUAUUACUGUAUAAUAUUAAUAUUUGUUUACAAAAUAGACGACUAGUCGAUCCGUUUGGUCUCGCGCUAAUCACUUUUUCUUUUCUUUUUGCUGACAUACAGCGCACGCUAGACAUUCACAUAUAUAUAUAGUUUUUUAAUUACAUUUAAUUACUAUCUAUAUUUUAAUACAUUUCAACACUUCUCAAUUUGUUAAAUAACUUGUGUAACCUUUAAAAAUAUUAAUCAUUCUAACGUGCGAAUCGUCAGUUUCUCUUGCGCUCGCGUUCGCUUCUUCCGUCAUUCUCUCAUCGAAUACGCAGAAACCAAUUAGAUGUUCAGAAAACGUGGAACGAUGAGACUCGAAAUCGGCAAUACAUUUUGCGAAUACUUGAUUACUUUUUUACUUAUGAAUUAUCACUAUAAUAUUGUAUAUACUACGAUUAUAUAAACGUUUAUGUGUCUCACAAUGAAGAGAGUUACAGCAUUUAGAUAGUUUGCAAUAUCUCCGUUGAUAACUAAGCGUAUAGUGAAACUUUACAUUUUGCAAACAGUAACUUGUCGGAACUCAUUUUUUUCCUCCGUAUCGCUUCAAUUUUGUCACGGAAGAGCGAGAGAGAGAGAGAGAGAGAGGAUACACUAAUGACGGUGGCUGAACUGCUUUAAAGCGGACAACCGAGAGAAAGCAGACGGUGUGCAACAUCACUGUCUCCGGAUAUGCGAUAUGGAACAAUGAGCUAAUUAUCUCUCAUUAUAGUGAACGCUAAUCACGCAGGCUCCCGUUUUGUGUUGAAUGUGUAUACUUGUUACCGAUUCACGAGCGUUUAUGUGGUACGAUAUGUCGCAUCUGUUGCAACAUCUUUCGAGCGAACGAUGUGUAAUAACGAGGAACAGUGGAAAGGAAAGUGUUAAUUUAUUCGUUUGAAAUCUAUGUGCUAGUCAGAUUCCCAAGGACGCACAAUGACGUAAAAAGACUCAAACGGAAUAGUCGGGUCUUUUUUUGACAAACCAUGCAUAGACACACAAAUAAUACAUACAUACAAGAAGAAAUAUACUCGAAGAAAGAGAGAGCGAGAGAGAGAAUGUUGAGAGAAUGUGCGAAAAUGAGAGUCUGCUGCGUGAGUGAGAGAUUAACGCGCUUUAAGAGAAGUAAAGCAGAAUAAUAAAGUAGCGACGAUUAGCGCGAAACGAGAUCAGCUCGAGACUAACGUUUAACAUUUAAACUAUUCAUCACGUUGCCAAUAAUCGAACGAACGCUAAAUCAAAGCUAACGUAACGAGUUUAGUAACACUUUGUGCCAUUGUCGUUUCUGUUUAUUGUGUAAGGAAAAAAAUUAUAAUACUAUAUAUAGAUCCAUCCUUUGUCCUUUUCUUACUAUACAUUUAGUCGAGAUAUAUAUACGAUAAGGUAAUAAAAUAAUUUUAUUAUGAAUUUGUCAAAGUGAAUCAUUGAAGUAUUACGAGAUAUUGGGGGAGAAGAAUAAAAGAAAAUGAGAUCGCUUCGGAAACGUUUGUUCGUUUGUCCGCCGUAAGUAUUUACGAUGAUAUACAAGCGGGACGCAUUUCAAUACGUGUUUCCCCGAUAAGUAUGUAACGCGUAAUGUCUGAUAGUACCUCGAUAAUUCACUUGAGCGUGAUGACGCGGUGAUCUACGUCUCGAAAAUACAUACACACACAAUACGGCCAAAUAGUGCCAAAAGAAUAAAAAGUAAACAAGAAUACUUGAGCGAAUAGAGUGUGUAGCAAUUGGAACGUUAAACAUUGAAGAAAAAGAAAAAAAAGGAAUGAGAAAGGAGACACGGACGGACUGUGCAUUUCUUUUACUUGGUGCCUUCGGCGUCGACGCGACGGGAUUUGAUCGAAGAUUGUCUUUCAUCGUCAUCACUUAGGAACAAUUUCGCAGAUAGUAUACCGGCAGAAUAUAAAAAGGAGAAGAAAAGAAAGGGAGGAAGAUACGCGCGAGAAGUGUCUCUGAGCUGUUGCCGACGUCGUAUAAAUGAACAACUUCGCGUUAAAACGAAAAAGUCUUAUCGAUCAUUAUCGUAGAAUAGCGAAUUCCGUAAAGGACUCGAUAUUUUUCCCAGUCUGCGAUCCGAUAGAAUCUCGAAAGUACAUUGUGCAAAUGACUAUUUAUUCUACACGCCAUCCCACAUGUAUCACCUGCGCUUUUGCGAUACUUUGUUUGAAUUAUCGUCGAAGAAAGAAUAUUGAAGAAAACAAGAAAGUUUGUAGAAUCUUUAAUAUAUCGCGCGUCUAAUAAUCGACGCCCCGACGCCUAAAGUCCGCCGAAAAUCUGGACGCGCUGUCGAGAGAGAGAGAGAGAGAGAGAGAGAGAGAGAGAGAGAGAGAGAGAGAGAGAGAGAGAGAAAGAAAUAGAUACGAAAAGACAGACGGAUCUUCCCGAAAUUAAGUAUAAAUUGCGUGUCAAAUCGAAAAGUUCUGGGCGGAAGAACGAGUUUAUUAUAAGACUGCAUUUCGUUCUUCGAGCUCGAGCUCUUCGAUCUCUCCCGGUUUCGCAACAGCAGCAGCUUCGGUUCGUCGACCCGUUUUGAUUUCACGCCAGUUUUUUAGGGGUAUUACGGUCUGAUGUGUACCCGCGAUUGUGUAUAUAUAUACAUACUAUACGAUAUAAACGUAGAAACCUAAUAUGUGACAAUUGAUAUACGGAUUUAGGUAGCUCACAUCGUCACUGCCUGCAGCGUUGGUCGUGCUGAGGAUAAACCAGGCUCUUGACACAGCCAGGCCCUGCGUGGUGUGUGUCGUGAUCGUUUGUAACGAUGCUUGUUCUGUUAAGUUUUACGAGCAUUAUUACUGAUAUUAUUAUUAUUGAUUAUUAUUAUAGCGAUUCGACUUGCGUUGUAACUUGUGUCGAUGCGUGUGUGAUAUACGUAAGAGACAAAGAUACUUGUGUGUGUAACAGGAACGUCACGUGGAUGACGAGCCUGUCUUUUCCUUUUCGCACUAACGGAUCGUUCCGCUCACGAAUGAAGAGGAGAGAGAAGCUAGGGCGUUUUAGUAAGACCGAUGCGAGCAAGACGAUUUUAGGCUUUGUGCGUUGCGUUUCUCAUUUUUUAACGACUGUUGAAUGUGUAUCCGACACUUCACGCGCAUAACGUGACAUUUCGUCGUCGUCCUCGUCCAUCGAGACGCACCCGAUCCGCACUCGCUAUGUUCACAUCCGCCGUGCAAUUUGCAAUUUAUUCCGUAUCCCGCUUUAUGCAUAAUUCAAGAGACGGAAAGAGGGAGAUGUGUCUUAGAUCGGUGCGUUUCUUUGUCUCUCGACGCGAGAAUAAUUCGACGCGGGAUUGUCUAUUAUUGAUAGCUUCCACAUAUGUACAGAAUUUUAAUGGCCGAUAAUUAAGGCCCGACAGCUCGUACGAUUCGCCCUGCGAAACCCGACAAGUCUGCACAGACACACGCGGAGUUUAGAUGAGAAUUUUUAAUAGCUUUUAAUAGCUUUUUCAUCUUGGCAGAGAAAAACUUCGAGACUGUUGUAAUGUCGAUCAAAAAUUGAAACAGUUCCUUCGUUCUUGGACGCGAGCAAGUAAUCCCAACAUGAUGUCUAAAAUCGGGACAUAAGACGCCUUAAAAAUAAUCUUUAAGACGCCUUAAAGACAUUUAUACAUAAAUCGUCUGGAAGACAUCUUAAAGAUGAUCUUUAUGACGUCUUAUGUCCCGAUUUUAGACUUUGUUGUCUGGGAUGAUGCGUUUUAAUUGUAAAGAGAGUUGUGUUUUAAUCGAAAUUCACAGAGCGAUCAGCUAGUUACGUUAAAAGGGCGUAAUUCCGAAAAUUCCAUCGCGCAGAUGUUAUAAUUGAUAGGCACCAUUAACCAAUCUAAACAAAUUUAACCGAAUUUUAAAUAAAUAUUCGCUAGUGUAAUAAAAAAAAGUCUGCCUUUUGUAUGGAGAAAAAAGAAACUUUCCUUUUUUAAGCAGAGUUUUCGAGCGGUUUCAUUGAACGUAAAUUUUCUCUUUACAAGAAAAUUAGGCCCUUUUGACAUCGGACAGUUCGUCUCUGAACUCGGGGGCCCCGCGGAGCCAUGUUUUCUCGCUCGGGCGCGCCGCUACUGACGUCACGUGACGUCACGCUCGCGAGGCGAGCGCCACCUCGAAUUUAAACGGCUGCCUCGACGCAGUCACACUGUUCGCGCGCGUCGGCGGUCCGACCUUUCGUCUCGCGUGUGUUUCGACGUGAUGAGGAGGUUCUCGUUCGAGCUGCGGCGACGACAAGUGAGUAUUGUCACAGUCCAUUUCGUUAACUGCACCAAGUAAUCGAUCGACAUCGCGAUAAUUACGAGACAGCGCAACGGCGGCAAGAUGCCGCGGAGGUUAAAUGUUCUCUUCGCGACGGUUGCGCGAGUCGCGCGCCGAGUGAUUAAUGAAAUAUUAAUGAAAUCGAGUCGCCGCGAGAGAACGCCGCUAAUUGGCCAUGAAUACGGAAUGAUCGAUGAGCGCCGAUUAACGCUCCGAUCGAGAUUAAUUGUUUCGCAUGGCGGAUUCUCGAGCUCGCGCGUCUCUAUCGCGCCGAGACAGCCAAGACGCCGCACAGAAAGACUCGAGCAAAUUGGCCAAUUGAUCGAUGACUCAUUCUCACGGUCUGAGAAUGAUCGAUUGUGAUUGGUCGAUUUUCUUACCGCUCAAAUCUUACUGCUUACGUCUUUCUGUGCGCCAUCCGCUCAAGGAGCCUUGACAACUCGGCGAUUUUGCGGGCAUUUUGCCUCAGCGACGCUCGUAAACGUGUAUUUGUUGCACCUCUUCCUGAUCCCUUCCUCCCCCCCCCCUCCCGCCCUAUUUCCCGAGAAGUGCACGCAAGCUGUCCCGUUUUCAUCGCGUCGAAUCUCUUUCCUUUCCUUUCCUUGUUUCCGAAAGGAAAACGUACGUAACGAGCUUGAGACACGACAGAGAAAGGAAUUAUAGUAGAAGGGAGAAACAAAUGGAUUCUACCGAGAUUUUUUCACGCCGAUAAAUCGUAAACGACUAUUGCGACGAUAUUACUUGUAUUGUUAUUGUAAUUGCCAACUUGACAUAAAUAAAGUAUUGCUACAAGAUGCCGGUUGUUACUGCUCCCCGCAUUUUCGUUCGCGAAUCGUUUUCUCUUUCAAUUGAAAAUUGAAGUCAUCACGGUAGAGUUUGGCAAUUGCAAUAGCAGUGUCCGCCUUUGUUCGCCCACUAGUUGACUUGAAACUCACGAGGAAUAUACUUGCGAUAAUCUUCCGAGGAAAUAAAGAUUUGGUCUCAAUCGCA